Molecule: messenger RNA, 1025 nt
Organism: Protopterus annectens (West African lungfish)
Lineage: Eukaryota; Metazoa; Chordata; Ceratodontiformes; Protopteridae
Gene: TIMM8A
Product: translocase of inner mitochondrial membrane 8A
Exons: 2
Coding region: 477-749 (90 amino acids)
Source: RefSeq, a predicted model, not a curated record
CCAGCCCUUUUGCCCGUCCCGUAAUGUUAGUAGUGACAUAAACGGGGUCCUUUCUGUCAUGGGAAUGUAGCUGCCACUGGUUUAAUAUUGUGUAUGCGGGCUUUGCUAAAGCACAUCUGGUGGGUACUUGUUUACUUUCCCCCGUUUUCUCCAAAGAUGCCACUGUGUUUUGCAGACUUUGAACAUCUCUCUCCUGGGUAAUAAUGCUUAUAACGUGGGCGUGUAGGGUACUAAGUGGGAUAUUACUACAGCAAUCAAAUUACGGUAAAGCGCGAUGUUUGCUACUGAGCAUGUACUAGAUUACCACUCCAUAUCUCGUCGUUCCGAAAAGUUAUUGAGUUGUUUCCGGUUCCGGUGUUAUGUAGCCGCAGAGGAACACGUGAAGGUCGGUGGCUGUUAUAACUUCUCAACUAGGAAGAAUAGCGCUUGGUAGUCCUUGUAGGUUCUGUUUGAGUAAGUCUGACUGUAGCAAGAAAAUGGAUACACAGGGUUUAACUACCGACCCACAACUGCAGCAGUUUAUAGAGGUAGAGACGCAGAAACAGCGAUUUCAACAGCUUGUGCAUCAGAUGGCUGAAAUAUGCUGGGAAAAAUGUAUGGAUAAACCAGGGCCCAAGCUGGACAGUAGGACCGAAGCCUGCUUUGUGAACUGUGUAGAACGCUUCAUUGACACAAGCCAAUUUAUCUUAAAUAGGUUGGAACAGACACAAAAAAGCAGAGGAGUCUUCUCUGAGACUAUGCCUGAGUAAAUGGUUUAGACCUGCAAACAUGAGACCAUCAAGACCAGAGAAAGAGGACCGGGAAUGAGCCUUUGUCCUGCGUCUUGUUUAUGUACAUGUGCAGCAUGUUUAUGGAGCAAACGGAGGAAGACUGAACAUAACUUGCACUCUAAAACCGAUGGAAGGCCCAGGAACCAGUCUUUAGAAGAAAAUUAUUUUUUAAAAAUAACAAAACUUGUUGAUGGUGGAACUCUAAGUAAUGAAAAAUGUAUGCUAUGCGAAAAAUUAAAUUAUGUUUUAGCUUAA